This is a messenger RNA of Selaginella moellendorffii, 3335 nucleotides long. RefSeq names its product probable LRR receptor-like serine/threonine-protein kinase At1g06840. NCBI's taxonomy places the organism in Eukaryota, Viridiplantae, Streptophyta, Lycopodiopsida, Selaginellales, Selaginellaceae. Bases 378 to 3269 code for a protein of 963 amino acids. Gene Ontology annotation, biological process: protein phosphorylation. Gene Ontology annotation, molecular function: protein kinase activity; protein binding; ATP binding. The record is from RefSeq and is a predicted model, not a curated record. The transcript is spliced from 21 exons.
UAAAUUGGAAUAAUCUCUCAUACGGAAGUUUUGUACUUUGCACUGCAUGAAGUAAGAUGCGACAAAAUGGCUGAUUUGUCCAGAAUCUUCUGGCUAAACACUGUUUUCGCUACAGUUCUUUCUUUCUGCCUUUAGCCUCUUUGACAGAAAAUCUUUGGGCUCGGGAGGUCCCAGAAAAGAAACCGACUGUUCUGACAAUUUCUAACAGGAUCUUAUCCCGCAUAUUCACUGGUGAAGUCAAGCACUAGGCCGCAAGGGCGCCAGGCGGUAUGGAAGAGCUCAAAGACGCGCCUACAGAAAAUUAUGUCUUGGCAGCUGAGAUUUUGCUCCUACUUCCUCAAUUGAAGCUCAAGCACGGCAAGAACUAGUUCGACGUCAUGGCAGCUGAAACGUUCUUCAAGAUUUUCCUGCUGCCCUUUGCUCUUGCGGCAUUAAUGCCCUCUGCCGCUGCAGCUAAUACAGAUCCAGGAGAUGUCCGAGCGUUAAACGCGUUACAUAAGAGUCUUAAAGACACCGCUGGAAGGCUGCAGUCCUGGAAUAAUGGAGACCCUUGCAAUGACUACUGGGAAGGCAUCAUAUGCAGCGAUUCGGAUCUCUCAAACAGGACGAGUCGAUCGGUGCUUGAAAUUCACUUGAUGAACUGUAAUCUAACGGGAACUAUAGCUCCGGAAGUCGGCGACAUGGCCAACCUUCAAAUCUUAAACCUCAUGUGGAACGGUAUAACUGGAACCAUACCCGCCAAUCUUGGCAAUGCUGGAAACCUCGAGUUGCUAUUGUUGAAUGGCAACAAGUUAACCGGGACAAUUCCUGAAGAAAUUGGCAAUCUGAUGAAAUUGAACCGGUUCCAGAUUGACGAGAACCAAAUCUCAGGGAGUAUACCCUCUACGUUUGGCAAUCUUGUUUCCAUAAAGCACCUGCAUAUGAACAAUAACUCUUUGACCGGUAUCAUUCCUCCUGAACUAGGCCGGCUUCCAACUCUCUUCCACAUUCUCGCAGACAAUAACAAUCUCAGCGGACCGCUGCCUGCGGAACUGUCAAACGUCGCGAGCAUGCAAAUCAUUCAGCUUGACAACAACAACUUUGGCAAUGCAUCAGUUCCUCCAUCAUAUGUCCAGAUGAAAAAGCUUUUGAAAUUGAGUAUGAGAAAUUGCAACCUUGGAGGAAUGCUUCCUGACAUCCGUGGAUUUGAAAGUUUGGAAUAUCUUGACGUGAGUGGUAACAGCAUGGGGGGCAAUAUUUCACAGUCGGUUCUACCUCCGAAUGUAACAACGAUAAACCUGGCAAACAACAAUUUUGGCGGACAGCUUCCUUCGUCGCUAGCUCACGGUUCCAAGCUCCAAGCCUUGCUGCUGCAAAACAAUCAGCUGAGCGGUUUAAUUCCUAUUGACUUCGUCAAUCGUAACGUUACUUCUCAAAAGUUUAUCUUAGAUCUCAGGAACAACUUGCUUACUGGGUUUGACGGGGAUUUUGAUGGCAACGUCGAUGCUAAUAUGUCUAUCAGCCUGAGCGGAAACUCGCGAGUUUGUACUCGAAACAGCCUGCCAACGCUCUGUUCCCCAGAACCUCCUGCUCUGCAGCAGAUUGACACGGUUCGAGACAAUGUUACGAACGUUUGCACAUCGCAGACUUGUAGUACCGGAAGCGAGAUGAUUCCGGCCUUGGCUUAUGACGGCAAGUGCAGGUGUGCUGCUCCAAUUCAGGUGCAAUGCCGCUUGAAGAGUCCUGGCUUCACUUUCUUCUCAUUGUACCGUCAACUUUUCUCGGAUUACUUGGCAAGCAAUCUAAGUUUGCUACCGAGCCAGGUGUUCGUCGACCAAUCUCUAUGGGAACCCGGCCCGAGGCUCUUCAUUCUCGUGAAAAUAUUUCCUCCGGCGACCACCGAUGCACCUAGAGACAGGGAGUUAAACUCUUCGGAAGUUCUACGAGUUUAUGAGAGGUUCGCCGGGUGGAAGAUCAGAGACAGUCCGAUUUUUGGCCCUCGCGAGCUGAUUGCAUUCAUUGCCCCUGGCAACAUAGACAUUUUUGGAUCUAGCUCUGGAGGCAAAAAGAAACACUUUUCCAAGGCUGUCCUCGCUGGAGUUUUGGUUGGUGCUGUCCUAGCCACUGCACUAGUCGUGGGAUUCAGUGCCUUUAAGUGUGCUUCGAGGCGUCGGUUCCUGGUAUCACCAUCGAAGAAAAGCCUUCGUAAGCUUAGCAGAGGCACAACAUCUGUCAAGAUUGACAAUGUGAAGGCCUUUACUUUUCAUGAGAUGGGAGUGGCAACGGAUUCAUUCAGUGAAGCACGACAAAUUGGCAAAGGUGGCUACGGCAAAGUUUACAAGGGAAUUUUGGACGACAAGCAAGUGGUUGCUAUAAAACGGGCGGACGAGGAGUCUCAUCAAGGGGAGACCGAGUUCUUCACGGAAAUCGAGCUUUUAUCGCGCAUCCACCAUCGAAACCUCGUCUCUCUCGUCGGCUUCUGUCUCGAUGGCCAAGAACAGAUGCUUGUGUAUGAGUAUAUCGGAGGAGGGAAUCUUUCUUCUCGCCUCGUUGAAAAACCUCCAUUGAACUUCAAAAGGCGUGUGUACAUAGCGCUGGGAGCUGCGAGGGGCAUCAUGUAUUUGCACACUGAAGCUGAGCCCCGGAUAAUUCACAGGGACAUCAAAGGCACAAACAUUCUCAUCGGAGACAGGGACAAUGCGAAAGUGGCCGACUUUGGCUUGUCAAAGCUUGCUCCGGAGGAGGACGGCGAUGGCGUUUUUGGCCAGCUCUCAACCGUAGUGAAGGGAACUCCGGGGUACCUGGAUCCUGAAUACUUCCUGACACGGAAACUGAGCGACAAGAGUGACAUCUACAGCUUUGGAGUUGUCAUGCUGGAGCUGGUCACGGGAAGGCAAGCAAUCUCGCACGGGAAAAACUUAGUCAGAGAGGUUCGAGGUGCUUAUGAAGCUGGAGUAGCCUUGUCAAUCGUGGAUCCGCUCAUGGGACCAUAUCCGUCGGAAGCCAUGGAGCCAUUCGUGAGGCUAGCGCUGACAUGCUGCGCGGACAAUCCAGACGAGCGGCCUUCCAUCCGGGGGGUGGUCCGAAACUUGGAAGACAUAUGGAAGGCAAUGGCGAGCUGGGCUUACUCGUUCGACGACGAUCACAGCCAGCCACUGGGGACCAAAGCCAAGUCGGGCGGGUUUGAUGUGUCCGAGGGUGAUGCCGUGGCUGGAUCGUCGUCGUCCGCCAGGAUCGACGAGCUCGACGUACUCUCGACGAACAACAUCGAGCUCGUGGCUCCAAGAUAAGCUGAUGGAAUACUUAUACUUGACAUCAUUGCUAUGAAAAUAAAUCCUGGCCAUUGAAGGCGAUCA